AUGGCCACGUUCACUCGUUUCUUCAUAGGCGCUGUCCUGCUGAUCCAAGCUGGGAUCGCAGAAGCAGGACUACAUACUGGACAUGGCCACCUCCAUGGACGAGAUCUAAACCUCUUCAGCAAGCGAGCUGCACAAGUUAAUCCCACACUACCGGGAAACUGGACUUAUAAAUCAUGCAUGACCGAUAAUGUCAACAGCAGAGCACUAUACGCGAAGGCUACCACGAGUGCAGACAUGACCGAGACGAAAUGUGUCAACUUUUGCGACAGUAAUGGAUAUGCAUAUGCGGGUGUCGAGUACAGCCAAGAAUGCUACUGCGGAAACGUCAUAUCUGUGUCCGGGAAAGCUGCUCCCGAGACCGACUGCAAUAUGGCAUGCGCCGGUAGCGACUAUGAGCUCUGCGGUGGCCCUAGUCGCCUCAAUGUGUUCCACAACGGCAACCAGAAGAUCGCCGCCCAAGGGCCUGCAACUAAUGCUGGACCUCAAGGUUGGGGCUUCAUGGGCUGCUACACCGACUCUGUCGCAGCCCGAACUCUCACGACCGGCGGUCAAUCGGCUGGUGGUGGCGCAGUCCUGACGGUGGCCCUGUGUACCCAAGCUUGCGACCAGCAAGGAUACAACAUCAGCGGCGUGGAAUACAGCGGCGAGUGCUAUUGCGGAACCGGCUUCUCGAAUGGUGGCAAACUGGCGCCUGAUGGACUGACAGGCUGCAACAUGGUCUGCAACGGCAACUCCAGCGAGUACUGUGGAGGACCCGAUCGUCUUAAUGUCUACGGCAAGGGUGUCCGAAGCACAAUCGCACCAAACUGGGCUCUUGCAGGUUGCUACACCGACAACGUAAACUCACGGACCCUGACACAUGGCGUGCCAGUCUUGGGAGGCGCUGCGAACAUGAGCAACCCCAACUGCCAGAACGCUUGCUAUGCAGCUGGCUAUACCAUCGCCGGAACCGAGUACUCAGGCGAAUGCUAUUGCGAUAACGCACCAGCAAACGGUGGCGGUCUUGCUCCAGAUGGCAAUGCUCAAUGCAACAUGGCAUGUAACGGAGAUCCCACGGACGUCUGUGGUGGUCCAGACAGAUUGACAGUGUGGAACUAUAUUGGUGGCACACCUCCUACCACAACCAAUCCCGGCAACCCGAACCCUCCAGUCAACAACGAUCCACCACCCAACAAUCCCACGUUCGUUCCGAGCAUGCCCACCGACGUGCCGCCUGGAUGGCGAUAUAAUGGGUGCUAUGUCGACAAUGCGUACGGACGCAUCCUCUACCAGCAGCCAGAUCAAGUCAAUUUAACAGUCGAAUCCUGCAUCAGUACAUGUGUAGCACUCGGAAAGCCCAUCGCUGGUAUGGAGUACAGCACACAGUGCUUCUGCGGCGAUUACGUCUUGAACGGAGGCGCGCUCGCUUCAUCCGACUCUCAGUGCGGCAUGACUUGUGGGGGUAACAAGACUCAGGCCUGUGGUGGACCAGAUCGCAUGAGUGUCUGGUCGAAUAUCACAUUCAACACCUACCCGCCACCGAAGCCUCAGACAACCGGCCUACCUGGCAACUUCCAGUACAUGGGGUGUUUGACCGACAUCCCACAACCUCGCGUACUACCAUACGAAGUCAUGUUCUACCAAACGAACCUUACAGUGCCCAUGUGUUUGAAGCGAUGCUCCGACUAUGGCUUCAGUGCGGGUGCAGUCGAGUACGGAAACCAAUGCUACUGCGGCGACGACAGCGAUCGGACGUCAUGCAAUACAGCUUGCAUCGGUGAUCCCACAGCCAUGUGCGGUGGUGCUGGUGCCAUGAACUACUACGUCUGGAACAACUUGAACACGUGGAACAAUGCUACGGGCGACGCUGCUGGCCAAUACAAGUACCUGGUUCCCGGCGUGGUAGUACCUUUGAUCACCACAGCGGGCCGCAACGGCAAGGUCACAUUCGUCGAGAAGUACGGUACCGGACCCGCCAACUCCAGUGGCGCCUACGAGCUUGAUCUCUCUCUGGUCGACAAGUUUGACCAGGCCUGGCGCGAGCUCGAUGGCCUCAAGACCGAUGUCUUCUGCUCCGCAGGACUCACGCUCCCUGACAAGAAGGCUCGUCAGAUCAAUAUUGGUGGUUGGUCAGCCAGCUCCCUCUUCGGCGUGCGUUUCUUCACCCCAGAUGGGUCACCAGGUGUUCCUGGUGUUGACGGCUUCUCUGAAAACGUGGCGGAGGUCGGUCUGCAGAUCGGCCGCUGGUAUCCCUCGGUCAUGCAGAUGGUCAACGGCUCCAUUCUCGUCCUUGGUGGUGAGGAUGGCUCCAACGGUCCACCAGUGCCCUAUCUGGAGGUGAUCCCAAAACCAGCCGGCGGUGGCUUGCAGUACUGUGAUUGGCUGCAGAAGACCGAUCCCUGGAACCUGUACCCGUUCAUGGCCGUCCUUCCCUCUGGUGGCAUCUUUGUCCUCUACUACAACCAGGCGCUGAUCAUGGACGAAAGCAGCCUUGUCGCCACCAAGUAUCUGCCUGCCGUACCAGGCGCUGUCAACGACAACGGCGCAGGUCGCACCUACCCGCUCGAAGGCUCGAUGAUGCUGUUGCCACAAAGCGCACCCUACACAGAUCCUCUCACGGUCCUCGCCUGCGGUGGGUCCACGCAAUAUGCAGGCAUCGCACUAGACAACUGCGUCACCCUACAACCAGAAGUUCCCGGCGCCCAGUGGACGAUCGAGCGCAUGCCCUCCAAGCGCGUCAUCCCGUCUAUGGUUGCUCUUCCGGACGGCACAUACCUCAUCAUGAACGGCGCCCACCAAGGUGUCGCAGGAUUCGGACUCGCCACCGAUCCCAACCACAACGCCGUCCUGUACGACCCCUCCAAGCCCAAAAACCAGCGCAUGACAUCCCUGGCAAGCACGACGAUCGACCGCCUGUACCACAACGAAGCCAUCCUCCUCGAAGACGGCCGCGUCCUCGUCAGCGGCUCCGACCCCGAAGACACCCGCUUCGAGCAAGAGUACCGCGUUGAGGUCUUCAUCCCACCUUACCUGCACGCUCUCAACGAGCCCAACGUCAUCAAUACCAGCCAGCCCCCAUACGCGAACUCAACCAGCUCUUCCAACUCCACCAAUGCGGCGGCAGUCAAUAACACUGCCUGCUCCGUCACCAAACGUCCCGUCUUCACACUCAACACCCAAGGCCUCUCGGACCCCGACGAGGACAUCUCCUACGGCUUCGGCGCCCAGAUCAAAGUCACCAUGUGGUGCGGCACACCCGCCAAGUUCUCCCUCAUGGGCGCCGUCUCGUCCACGCACGGAAACUCGAUGGGUCAGAGGACUAUCUUCCCUGCGUUCAGCUGCAGUGGGAACCAGUGCACGAUCACGACGCCGCCUAAUGGUCAUGUCACGGGCGGACCGAAUUGGUUCAUGUUGUUUGCAUUGGAUGCGAAUAAUGUGCCUAGUUUCGCGAGCUGGCUGCGGAUUGGGACGGAUCUGGCGAACUUUGGGCAAUGGCCGAAUUUCUCGGAUUUCCCGCUGCCUGGUCCUGGUAAGUAG
This is a messenger RNA of Cyphellophora attinorum, 3516 nucleotides long. Its product is annotated as putative fungistatic metabolite. Bases 1 to 3516 code for a protein of 1171 amino acids. The record is from RefSeq and is a predicted model, not a curated record. The transcript has 4 exons. Lineage: Eukaryota; Fungi; Ascomycota; Eurotiomycetes; Chaetothyriales; Cyphellophoraceae.